This is a messenger RNA of Paramecium octaurelia, 1068 nucleotides long. Lineage: Eukaryota; Ciliophora; Oligohymenophorea; Peniculida; Parameciidae. The record is from the annotation of a GenBank genome assembly.
AUUAUUAAUAAUUUAUAGACUAUGAAGUAAAGAAUAAAAAUUGUGUAUUAAGAAGAGUUCAAUUUAGAAAGCUUAAUAGGUUUUAGAAGGAUAAAAAAGAAAAUCAAUAAUAAACCUAUACAACUAUUUAGUGAUGAAGAGAAUGAAUCUGAUUAGAGUGAUGGAGAUGGAGAGAUUCAUUUUUGGGAAUUAGAUUUUGUUAUCAAUUCACCAAAUUCAAAAUAUAUUGCAUUUGAUAUUAGUAAAGAAAACGAUUAUAGUGAACGAAGCUAUUUUCAUGUAAUUAUAGAUACAUCAACGAAAAAGAUUAAGUAUUAAAGGAAAUUUUAUGAUGAUUCUAAUAUGUUAUUUACUUAUGAUUCUAAAUACCUUAUAAUAGAAGAUGAUUAAAAAAAUACUCUUGUUGAUUUAGAGACCUUUAAAGAAAAAUUAAUUGAUUAAAAAGGUGACUCAAUUAUCUCAAUCGAUUCAGAAAACAACAUUUAUAAACUUCAUUCUAAAGCUGAUGAUUCCUGCAAUCUUGUAAUUUACUCGAUUUCUGAUAAUUCAUAAAAAAAAGUUAAUAUGAGAUAGGAGAUAAUUAAAGAAGAAAUUAUAAACUUUGAAAAAAUUUUCUAAACUUAUGUGUUUGUUGAAACUGAGAAAUAAGUCUAUUUGCUAUCUUUAGAGAAUCAUAAAAUAAUUCAAAGAAGCUAAUAAAAGCAAUCUUACGCGGAUAGCAAAAAUUUUGUUUUUAAAAAUUCAAUUAUUGUAUAAUAAAACGAGAAGCGAAAUAAAAUUUAUGUUAAGAUCCUCAAUAAUUUCAAAUUAAUUAGGAAAUUUAAGAAUGCUAAUGAUGCAAUAAUAUUUAAAAACACCUAAUCCAUCUACAAAUACAAUUUUUGUUCAGCGAAACUUAAGGAUGGAGAUAAAAUAGAAAGGACAAAUCUCAUAACAGGAGUUACUAUUAAGCCUGAUUUAGAUUUAGGAAAAUAUGACAGAUAGUUUCAUUAAUAAGUAUUUAUAACAUAAAAUUAUUUACUUGAUUUGUCAAAAGCAAAACUAAGAUAUUUUAGGAUUUCAGAUUGA